GUGUGCCAAAAACAACGUUGCCUUCACCUUCUGUGAUGACUUUAACAAGUGUGUAGCUGCGAUGUUCCCGGACUCUGUUAUCGCACGGAAAUUCUCAUCUGGAAAAACCAAAGCUACGCAGCUCAUGAAAGGUAAGUUGAGUUAAAUUAGGUAUGAGUAUUGUGUAUGCCUAUUUAAUAAUGUCCCAUAAACAUACUGUAGGCUAAUUGUUAGCUAAUUUCUGAGCGCUCACUCAACAGGUGCCAUAGCAACAGAGCUAGAUGACGAGUUGGCCAAAACAUGCCGGUCUCAACCAUUUUCACUAAUGUGCGACGAAUCGAACAACAGAAAAAUGGACAAACAGUUCGUCAUCCUGGCUAGACUCUACGAUGAGGCAACUCUCCAGGUCGCUACACGAUUUAUGGAGAUGCCUAUAUGUAACGUUGGAAAUGCAGAAAAUUUGUAUGAAAAACUGAGUGAAGCACUAAGGUAUGGAACUUAUCUGUGCUGUUGCCGUGUGUAAUAGUUGACAUUUAAUUGUAAUCUUACGUUUGUUUAUACGUUUUGGGGUAUUUUUUCCUGUUUUCAAUAGAAAAAGAGGCAUUCCAUGGGAGAACCUGAUAGCCUUUAACUCAGAUAAUGCGAGUGUCAUGAAAGGCAGGCACAACUCUGUUAUCAGCAGACUGAAGACCAGCCAGCCCCACAUCCAGGACCUUGGUUGUAUCUGCCACCUGGUACAGCUAGCCACUGGUUGUGGCAUCAGAGCAUUACAGGUACCAGUGGAAGACAUCUUGGUGGGGAUAUACAGUCACUUUGAUAAAAGUGCCAAAAGGUGUGAAAUCUACAAAGAGUUUGUAGAUUUCACUGAUUCAGACCAUCUGAAGCUUCUCAGGUACUGCAGCACCAGAUGGCUGAGUCUGUUAACCUGCAUCCAGAGAGUGUUGAACCAGUGGGAUGCACUACAGGCCUACUUUAACAGUCAUGAGGAGGUGGAGAGAAGUGCCAAAGUGCGUGAUCUGGGAAGUCAUCUGAGUGAUCCAAUCAUGAAGACCUACUUCCUGUUCCUGAGUGCUGCUCUUAAGCCUUUAUCUGAAUUUAACAUUGCCUUCCAGUCAGAAGGAGUACAAAUUCAUAGACUUGAAGAGGAAAUGUGCAGGCUGAUCAGGAGGAUCCUGGGGUGCCUCAUACCAGCCAGGGACAUCGUGGGUGUACCUCUCAGGGAGGUGGAGUAUGGAGAAGGACAUCAGUUGGCUGAUGAAGAGCUCUUUAUCGGAGCAGACACAAAGGCAUUCAUAAAAACAACAGAGCUCCCAGUGUCAGCUGAGAAAAAAAUUUUCAAAUCCGUGAGAAGAUUCUAUGAAGCAGUGCUUCGGAAGAUGUUCUCCUCCUUUCCACUUGACCAUCCACUUCUGAGGGACAUGAAAGUGCUGGACCCUGCUGCCCGCCUCAGCAUUAACCCAGGGACAGGUAGAUGUUAGUCAGAUCAUAGAAUGAAUUAAUUAAUGGUUUAGUUUUACAAUGUUCACACACAUGCUUUACUUUACAGUGGAAAGGCUAGUGGCCCUGUUCCCCCAGUUGAGCUUGAAUGAGGAUAGGCUAAGAGAGGAACUCAUUGACUACCAGGUGACAGAUAGCAAGCAACUCCCUCAAGAAGACAAAAUUGACAGAUUCUGGGGCCUGGUAGGAAAGGAUGUGAGGUUCAGUGAGCUGCCAAGACUAAUGAAAGCUUUACUAUGCAUUCCCCACAGCAAUGCCAGUUCUGAAAGGGUGUUCAGCAUGGUGAGAAAGAUAGUUACAGAAAAUAGGAUGUCAUUAGACAACAGCACUGUUUGUGGUUUACUCUCAUGUAAAAUGAACCACUCUGGCCCAGCCCACAAAUACACUCCUUCCAAAAAAGUGUUAAAGGAUGCAAAGUCUGCAACAACUCUCUAUAACAAGUCAGUGAAUGCCAGAGUACCACAAAAGUGAACAUGAACUGUGAACUAAAAAAUGCAAUGUGUGAUGUGUAAUGUAUAUUGUGUGAAAAUAAUGUAAAUUUGUGAAAAUAAAAUGUUUAAUCUUAAGACAAGCAAUGUGUUUAUAAACUGAAAAUAUUAAAAAUAAAUAAACG
This is a messenger RNA of Astyanax mexicanus (Mexican tetra), 2089 nucleotides long. RefSeq lists its product as uncharacterized. The transcript has 5 exons. The record is from RefSeq and is a predicted model, not a curated record. Lineage: Eukaryota; Metazoa; Chordata; Actinopteri; Characiformes; Acestrorhamphidae. The coding region runs from base 630 to 1457 and encodes 275 amino acids.